AUGAUUGAGUUAAACAAUCAUUCAAAAAUAAAUAAAAAUGAAAAUAAUACUAAUACUAGAAAUAAUUCAUCUAAUAAUAACAAUAAUAAUAAUAAUAUAAAUAAAACCAAUACAAAUAAAUACUUUGAAUAUAAUCAAAAUUCAAUAAUUUAUUCUAGUAUUCCGAAUUCUUUUUUAAGUCAUCAUCCAAAUUCAGUAGGGUCACAGUGUUUAUCAUUAAACUCAUUUCUUCCACCCAAACCACCGAUAUUAUUAUCGAUUUUCAAUUCAGACACAAUAGGUAAUAAUAAUAAUAAUAAUUAUAGUAGUAGCAGUAGUAGAAAUAAUAGUAGUGGUUGUAGUAGUAGUAAUAAUAAUAAUAAUAAUAAUAAUAAUAAUAAUAAUAAUAAUAAUAAUAAUAAUAAUAAUAAUAAUAAUAAUUGUAAUAUUGAACAAUAUAAAAACAAUCAAAAACAACCAAAACAACAACAACAACAAAAAGACCAAACAAUUGCUACCCAACAUAGAAUAUCAUUGUCAUCAUCGUCAUCAUCAUCGUCAUUAUCAUCAUCAUCAUCAUCAUCAUCAGUUAAACAAUCAUUUCAAAUUGUAAAGAGGUUGUUCGGUAGUUUAUCAGAAUAUAUGUUUCCACAAAAAGACGAAAUCCUAUAUGAAACUGAUCCGUAUUACCUUUAUCAGGAUGAUACUCAAUCAAAUGAUAGUAACGAAUUUUAUGAUGAUACAGACAUUGGUAGCGAUAUCGAUGAAGCAAAUUUAAACAAUACAUAUAAUAUACAAAAUUGUAAUAAAACCUUAUAUAAUAAACAACAGCAACAAGCACACUUUGUAAAUAUGAAUAAAAAUGUAAAUAGUAACAAUGGUACUGGUAACAGUAACCAAUCAAACAAUGUAAAUAAAAAUCAACAAAACAACAACAACAACAAUAAUAAUAAUAGCCAUAAUAAUAAUAAUGGUAACCAAAAUAGUAGUAGUAGUAGCUCCAAUAGUGGGGCAAGUGGUAGUGGAGGUAAUGGUAAUAAUAAUAAUAACAACAAUAAUAAUAACAAUAAUAAUAAUAACAAUAAUAAUAAUAGUAAUAGUAAUAGUAAUAAUAAUAGUAAAAGCAACAAUAAUAAUAAAAAGGAAGGAAAAGAUGGAGCAACAAUGAAUGGAAGUCAUCCGUUAAUACCAUUUAGAAAGAAACCAGCACAAGUUCCAUCACCAUGUUUUAGAAUGAAUUCACCAAAUAGUGAUAACGAUCAAUAUUUGGACCAAUUAGCUUUGGAAAAUAGUUCAAAGAAAUCAUUGGUAGUUUAUAAUACUGAUAAUUUAGAUCAAUGGAAACAUUCUCAUUUAAAUGAAAAUUUCGAUAUUUUACAAAAUGAUUUAAUUGAUAUUCAACAACAACAACAACAGCAACAACAGCAAGAUAAUACUUUACAAUAUUCCUCACCAAUUAAUAAACGUCAAGAACAAGAACAACAACAUAUACCGUUUCAAUUUACAACUGAACAACAACAACAAUUACAGCAACAGCAACAACAACAACAACAAAAUAAAACUAAACAACAUCCAAUACUUUUACAACGUCAACAACAACAAAAACAAAAACAACAACAACAACAACAAAUUCAACAAGAACAAAUUGGUAAUAAUAAUAGUAAUAAUAAUAAUAAUAUUAAUAAUAAUAAUAAUAUAAAUAAUAAUUAUAAUAAUGUUAAUGAUUUAAUGAAUAAAUUUGAAAUUGAUCAAAAACAACAUGAUUCUCAACAAAAUCUUGUUGAAGAGAAAAGAACACCUUCAUUUCAUGAACAUAAUAUCAUUUUUAAUUCAUUUAAUUUUAUUUGUUCAAUAGUAUUGGAUGGUUCAAAUAUUAAAUCAACUGAAAAAUAUAAAGCAAAAUUAAUCAUUGGUUUUUGUUUUACAAUUUUAAGUUUUAUACCUUCUUGGAUAAUAUUUUUUUGGUUAUCUGGUAUUAAUAAACCAGCAGUAAUGGCAAUAAUUGCAAUGCCAAUGUCAAUUUCAAGUUUAGUAAUUUUAAAAAGAACUGGUUCAAUUCAUUAUCCAUGUCAUAUUUUAUGUUUUACAUUAUGUUUUGCAUUAACAAUUAAUUCAUAUUAUACUGGUGGUCAUCAGAGUACGAUUAGAUUGUUAAUGAGUACAGUACCUAUUAUAUCGGCAUUGGUUUUAGGUAGAAAAGCAUCGAUACAAUGGUCAUUAAUGGUUUUAUCAAUUUAUUUAUUAUUUUUUGUAGCCAAUUUGUAUGGACAUGAAUAUGUUCAAGGUAUACCAUCGAUUAUAAUUAGAAGUCAUAUGAAUUUCAUCAUUGAUGUAACUAUAAUCAUUAUGACAUUGAUUUUCACAUUAUGUUAUCAAUACUUUAUAGAUGAAGCACAUAGAGAAACUAAAUUAAAGAAUGCACAAUUAACAAUUGCAAAGGAUGCUGCCAUUGAGGCAUAUCAAGCACGUCAAGAGUUUUUAGCGACAAUGAGUCAUGAAAUUCGUACACCAUUGAAUGGUUUAAUUGGUAUGGCAACUUUGUUGAGAGAUUCACAUAAUCUACCACCAGAGGAGAAGACAAUGGCAAAGGCUGUCAAAUCGUGUGGUGAUAUUCUACUAAGAUUGGUUAAUGAUAUUUUAGAUCUUUCGAAAUUGGAGGCCAAUCAAAUGGGUUUAGAACAUAUACCAUUUAGAAUGAGAGAAUUAACUCAACAAAUUUGUCAUGUUUUGUCUGGUCAAGCUAAUGAAAAGAAUAUUCAUUUAUCAUGUGAGGUUUCCGAUAAGAUUCCUUCGAUUUUACUUGGUGACUCUGGCAGAAUCUUACAAAUACUAAUGAAUUUAACUGGUAAUGCUUUGAAAUUCACUCAGAGUGGUUAUGUUAAAAUCAUAAUUGACCUCAUCGAAGAGGAGUCCGAAUUGGUGUCUUUGAAAAAGGGUGAAUAUAAUAUAUCAUUUCGUGUAAAAGAUACCGGUAUUGGUGUACCAGUUGAAAGUCAUCAAAAGAUUUUCGAAGCCUUUGUUCAGGCUGACCCCUCUGAUAGUAGAAAGUAUGGUGGGUCAGGUUUGGGACUUUAUUUAUGUGCAAAGUUGGUACGUUUAAUGAAGGGUGAAAUAGGAGUUUACAACAAUCCCGAUUGUGAUGGUUCUACCUUUUGGUUCAUUUUACCUUUGGAGGAGGGUACCGACCAAUCAAUGCAACAAAUGAACAAUGGCGCACGUCAUAAAGCUUUCCCUCAAGAUUGUGUAAAAGUUUUAAUCGCUGAAGAUAACAUUAUCAAUCAAAGAGUGGCCGUUAAAUUCUUGGAGAAAAUUGGUAUCAAGGCUGAAGUCGCUGGCAAUGGUAAUGAGGUUUUGGAAAUAUUAGAAAGACAACAUUAUGAUCUCAUAUUUAUGGACUUUCAAAUGCCAAUACUCGAUGGUUUAAGAUGCUCAAAAACUAUUAGAGAAUUUGAACAAAAUCAUAAAUGGAAUAGAAUUUGUCCUUCCAUUUUCAUUUGUGGUUUAACUGCCAAUACAAUGUCUACUGAUAAAAAGAGAUGCUUCGAUCAUGGUAUGAAUCAUUUCAUUUCAAAACCAUUUCAACUUGAACAACUUAGAUCUGCAAUUGAAAUGGCAAUUGAACAUAAACAAAGAAAUUUAAUGAAUUUAAAUAUUCGUAAUUAA
Dictyostelium discoideum AX4 is the source of this 3642-nucleotide messenger RNA. RefSeq names its product histidine kinase (gene dhkK). Bases 1 to 3642 code for a protein of 1213 amino acids. The record is from RefSeq and is a predicted model, not a curated record. Gene Ontology annotation, molecular function: protein histidine kinase activity; transferase activity, transferring phosphorus-containing groups; phosphorelay sensor kinase activity. The transcript has 2 exons. Lineage: Eukaryota; Evosea; Eumycetozoa; Dictyosteliales; Dictyosteliaceae. Gene Ontology annotation, cellular component: nuclear membrane. Gene Ontology annotation, biological process: phosphorelay signal transduction system; signal transduction.